Didymodactylos carnosus is the source of this 3378-nucleotide messenger RNA. Lineage: Eukaryota; Metazoa; Rotifera; Eurotatoria; Philodinida; Philodinidae. The record is from the annotation of a GenBank genome assembly.
AUGAUAAUUCGUGGUGGCAAUUUAAACCGGAAUCGUGUUCGUACUCCUGGUGAAAACUUAAUAGCAUUGGGCGUACGAACCAACAGCCGUGAAACAUCAAAUAUUGUCGUAACAUCGACAGCAAAUAAUAACAUAGGUCAAAACUCAUCUUUGCUAAAUACUUCUACUACCUCCGUCACGACAAAUAAUAUUCUAACAACAUCUGUGCUCACAACGCCAUCAACAAUCAACGUUCGAUUACCAUCUCGUUCAGUCAUACCACCAGUAACAAAUCGCCACAGUCCAAUCGACAAUACAUUUGAUCAAGAUCAAGUUGGUUUAUUACCAUCAAAUGUCAAUAUGAAUAAUAAUAAUAAUAAUAGUAACAACAACGAUUAUUGUUCGUUUAAUACUGAACAGUUUCGCAUUGAUUUAAAAACAUCACUGAGUAAUAAUAAUGCUAAGUGUAUAGAACAACAAAUAUUGAAUGCAAUCACUUACCUAAUGUCAACAUCAAAACGCCAAUUACAAGAUUUAAAUAUAUUAAUUAUUUUAAGUUGGUUGUCCACAAGACAAUCAACUGUAUUUGUUGUGCCGUCCAUCACAAAAGCUUUAUGUAAUUUAUUGAAAUCACAAGCAUUUAAUAAAAUAAUGAAAUCAAUUACAACGCAAACUGCAUUAACACUGUCCAAUCAAAUAGUAAAUCCAUAUGUGUUUAUUUCACAAAUACUUUGGCUUACCCAUCAGAAACAGUCAAUAUGGCCUGAUGAAUUUAUUGAAGCUUAUAUUGACGACGCUUUAAAUGAACAUAAUUGGAUCGAUGAUGUUAAUUGUAGUCCAUUUGUUACAAACAUAUUAACUGCGUUUGAUACUCGUCCACGUACAUGGAAAAUUGAUUCGUGUAAUCAAUCAAAAUUGAUACCUUCGACAGUUAAUAAUAGUGUAGCAAUGGAUGAAACAAGUAAUGAUAGUGCUGGUGGAGAAACAAUAUCUGAAUCUGAUAUGCCAGUUGAUGAUACAACAUCUACAUCACCAGAAAAUUUAGUUUCGCCCCGUUAUCUCGGUCGACUAGAUUCUAUUCAAUUGUUAUUAAUAUCGAUGAUAUCUAAAUCAAAAAGUAGCAGUACAACAACAAUGACAAGCGGAAGUCAACCACAUGAAACAGAUAAACUUUUAAAAUUACUUGAAUUAUCAUGUGGUCUACCUGAAAUUCGAACAUUAGUUCUUCAACGUCUUGAUGUAUGGUUACAAAAUCCAAAAUUAUUUCGAUCAGCUGAACGUUUAUUGGUAGCUUUGUGUGAAAAUAUAACCGGUCGAAAUGUAUCGUCAUCAUUAAAUGAUGUGAUAAAUGUCCAUGAUAAGAACAACAACAGUGAGCAACAAGAUGAAAUUAUGCGAAAGACCAUGGAACAACUACUCAAUUUAAGAUUUAAAAUACGUGCAACAACGACAACAAAACCCUUUUUUUCCUGUAUUAGAGAAAUGUUACGAAUAGAAACAAAAUUAAUUGAUAUUUUUAUACGUUUGAUUGUACAAAAUGAAUUGCAAUUACAAGGACAACAAACAACAACGACUAAAAAUCCGUCUAAUAUGUCAUUAUUACAAUGUGCAUUUCAAGCUAAUCAAGAAUAUUCAAUGAAAUUAUUGGCAUACACGGUGCAGACAAUCAUAUUGACUCAACCAAUCUCGAAACAACCAAAUGAAUAUGAAUUAUUGAAACAGUUACGCACGUUUCUAAGAGAACUAUUUCGAUUUGUUAAGAGUGAUUUUGAUUAUUCUCUAUUUUGUAUGAAUUUAAUUGACAUGAAUUAUUCAUUAGAUCAACAAUCUCUAUUUUGGAAACAACAACAAACGUGUAAUGAACAGCAGGAUACUUUUCCGUCAUCAUCUCAACGUCUUUUAAAACAUUUACUUGAUUAUGAUGUCAAUAUUCGUGAACGCUUUUUCUUCUACAUAUGUGAUUUGAUAUCAAUGAUUAUUUUGGCCGCUGCCAUUUUACCAUCGUCAUUUCAUUCUUCGUCUACGUCAUUACCCAUAUCAUCACGUCUAAUUUCAAAUCCGUCAACGUACGAUCAAUGGAUUUCGUAUAUUCAACGAGUAUCGUGCAUUCAAUUUUGCUGUUGUAAAUUUUUUCUCUAUACUGUACCAAAAUUAUUUGAUUAUACUAAUGUAUUAACUCCUCAACGUUAUACAACUGAUUAUAUUAGUUGUUUAUAUAAAAUUCUGUUUAAGGAUAAUAUUGACGCUUAUUUACGUUUUGAUAAUUGGCCAUCGGUCGAACAACGGGGCGAUUUAUUUCGUUUAUCUUCUGAAAUUCCACAACUUGGUGAAACAUUAAGUUUACUAGUUGAUAUUGGUCUUUCACAGCAAACUCCGAUGAAUUCUAAUUCUACAACUGAAUUAAUUGAAUUAAUAUUACGUCGAACUUUAAGUAGUGAACAAAAAAUCAUUGAUCAACAUCAUCAACAAUAUUUAUGUUUACCACAAGAAAUAAUACCAAAUUUUAUUUUAAAACUAUUUGAAUUGAGUCGUUACACUUAUCUACAACAAAUAAUCUUACCAUCAACUUAUCAUCCACCAAAUUUAGCUGUUACAGCCAUAUAUUGGAAAUGUUGUCUAAUAUGUUUACUAUUAGCAUCACAGAAUACACAAAUUUUUGGAAAAUAUAUUUGGGAAAAUAUAGUACAAGUGAGAAUAUUUAUGGAAAUGUUAUUGACGGGCGAUUACAAUUAUCCACCUCAAUCAUGGUUAUUAUCGUUACAGAAUCAAAGUCAAGAUAAAUUUCAUAUGAAUGAAUUAAUCAUGUUACAAAAUGAAGAAGAUUUAAUAUUAGAAUUAGAACAAUUUCUUGCCUCACCACAAACAAUAACACGAUUAAAUUCUGAAUUAUUAGGUAAAGUUUGUCUACUCGAUCAACAAACACAACCAAAACGUCCAUUUCAUCAUCAUACCAUCGAUAAAUCACAACAAUCAAGUCAAAGUGAAAAACAAUUUUAUGAAAAAAUACAAGCAUUAAAUAAUCAAUUUAAAUUAUCAUCAAUGUUAUGCCGUUGUCGUUCACCCGAUUAUAUAUUAGAUAUAUUAAAUAGAGAAAAACAACAAGAAAAAACAACAACGUCGGUAACAUCGUGGUUAGCUAGAUUAAUUGAUUCAAAUAUUGAUUGUUUAAAUAUAUUUCCCAUUAUAUGUCUGUGUGAAUAUUUUCAAUAUAUUAUUAUGAUUUACAAGACAGCAAAAACAAAUGGAGAAUUAUUUCAACGAAAAACGGUGAAUGAUCUUGAUACAAUAAUUCAACGAUUUAAAACAAUAAUUAAUAAUGUUAAACAAUAUCAUGAAUCAACAAUAAAUUUAUCAGAUGUAAGUAUCAAUUGUUCUAUUAGACGGCUUGUUCAAACGUAA